AACUGUAAAUUAGGAACAUGUCUGACUCAGAGUGGUCCAAGAGGAGAAAAAGGAAGAAAUCUAGCAAGGAGAGCGCUCCAGUUGAAAUGGUUGUAGUCACUCCCGAGCUGAAACACAAGAUGAUGGACCUUAUUCAAGCAAUUAUGAGGAAAGAUAUUCACAUGAUAUUCGCGGAGCCGGUGAGCGACAUGAUUGCACCUGGUUACAGUACCAUCAUUCCUAACCCAAUGGACCUGAGCACUAUGCAGGCUAAAGUACAACGAGGGGAGUACAUCGUUCUGAAAGACCUAAAAGAUGACGCGGACUUAAUGUGUAAAAACUGCAUGGUCUAUAACUCUGAUGACACAAUAUUCUACAAGGAAGCAGUGAAGUUACUGAACUACAUCAACACUCUGUUCGGAGAGAAGAAGAAUAAAGUAGCGCUCUCUAAUGAGGUGAUGGAAGGAAUCAGGAAGAAGAAUGAGAUACAAGAAGAGUGGAUGGCUGAAGAGAUUAAGAAAUCAGUAAAACGAGUUGCUGCUGAAGCCAAGGAAAAUUUUGACAGGUUGGCGAGUGAAACUAGAAUAGGAUACCUGACUAAAGAUGAAGACACCAACACAGUAGUCCUGAAUAUAAUGAAUGCUCAGCCCGGGGAACCGGCAGAGAAGCCUGUUGACCUCUCCUGCUUUGAACCCCACGAAAAUACCACCACCUCUCUUCUCAACAACUUUAGAGAAAAAAAGAGACAACCCAACAAACCGCCCCAGUACCUCCACUACGGUCCAUUUGGCAGCUUCAUGCCCAGCUACGACUCAGUGUUCAGCAGUCUUGAUGAUGAGGAUCAGCAGCUCCUCUACAGUUGCUAUGGUGAUGAGAUAGGUCUGGCUUACUGUCGAAGUGUCCAAGAGUUUGCCAAGGGUUGUCAUGACUCUCUCCGCCAGCCAGUAGAUAACAUUAUCAACAGUCUGACGGCCGGUGGUCAUGUAAAGGCUAACAAACUCCUCGCUCAAAAGUACGCUAAGAUUAUCCGAGAGAAACGUCUACUAAGAGCAAGGAGACUAGGAAAUACCAUGAAAAUACCCUCUCAAUCAGCAACUAGCGUUUCUGCUGGGUCAUCCGCUACUGAAACAGAGGAACCAGGCACUGCUGCGGAGGAUAAGCAGACUCAACUACCAAAACACCAACCAGAGGACAUCAUCAAAGAGGAGGAAUCUUUGCUGAAGCUGCUAGAAUCAGACGAUAUCCCCGACAUAAUAAACGACCCAGCUCUACAAAGCAAACUAGAGCAAGCCUGCGAGGACCCCGAACUGCAAGAAAAACUAGAAAAAACAAGCGGGUUGCUUGCGGAGUUACACCAGGAACAAGCGGCCCGGCUCAGUAAACCACCAGUCUCCUCUACUCCAGCCACGUGGGAGGUGGGAGCAGAGGAGAGUGCCCUGGCGGGGAGGGUCAGGGAGAAUCUGACGGACAUGAUAUCCGGACAUGUUCCACCGAGAGAUGUGGUGGGGGAGGCUGCUGUGAGAGGCGCUAUGUCGUCUGAUAUUGUAGAUCAAGUUAUUAACCUUUGAGUGUGGUCGGGUAGUCUGUUGUUAGACUUUUUAGUGAUGUUAAUUUAAUGCUUUCUAUCAUGACACGUGAUAAGUAGCUCUGGUAAGAAAUGCGAGUCAUAUUUGAUAGACAUUGUUUGUUGUUCAGUUGCACAGUUGCCUGUGGCAAUGCAUCGUAAUCUUACACCAGCAUGUGUUUACUGUUUAUACGAAGUUGUUAUUUCUCUUUCCAAUUAUUAUAACGAUUAUAAAUUAAUAGAAAGCCAUUGUUAAGAAUUGAUAUUAAUUUAAUUUUGGCCCAAAAACCAAAUUUAUA
Bolinopsis microptera is the source of this 1842-nucleotide messenger RNA. RefSeq names its product bromodomain-containing protein 7-like. Gene Ontology annotation, biological process: regulation of transcription by RNA polymerase II. NCBI's taxonomy places the organism in Eukaryota, Metazoa, Ctenophora, Tentaculata, Lobata, Bolinopsidae. The transcript has 7 exons. Gene Ontology annotation, cellular component: nucleus. The record is from RefSeq and is a predicted model, not a curated record. Bases 18 to 1547 code for a protein of 509 amino acids.